AUGUUCCUUUGUCUUAUUUGUGGUCUCUUUGAUGCUGCCUACUUUCCAUUUUCAUGUCUUCUCUCUGUGAUAUUGUCUCCUGUCUUUUUUUUUUUUCUAUCACUACUAUCUCUCUCAUCUUACGUUGUUGUUGUUGGCUUCAAUGUUUCAUCGUCUACUCCUCUCUCUUUCUCUGCCUGUUUUCUCUCUAAUAUUGUGUACUUUCUUAUUGUUCCCCCUGUCUUUCCGUCUACCUUCCUCCCUCUCUGUUUUAUUAUCUCUCUGUUAUUGUUCUCCCUCCCUCUGCUGCUUCUCUCUAUCUUAAAUACCAUUGUAUUUCUAUUUUCUGUUGUUUUAUGCUUCCCUUUUUCUUCUUUUCUUUUUAUCGGCCUUUCUCUCUCUCUCCUCCUAUUGUGUUAUAUCUAUGUUACCGCCCCUUCUCUCUGUAUCGCAUUGUCUACACUCUCCUCUCUUUUUCUUCCUCAUUCUAACUCUCUCUUGUUAGUUCUAUGUUUUUGUCACGCCUCUCUUUCUAUCUUAUUUUUAACCUUAUUGUAUCUCCUCUCUUUCUAUUUCUCUCUCUCUCUCUCUCUCAAACUCUCUCAGUUUAUCUUAAUGUAUUCUCUCUCUGUUAGCAUCUCUUCUCUUUUUAUCGUUGCUGCCUCCUUUUUGUCUUAUUGUCAUUUCUUUAAUAUUGUCUACUCUCUUAUUCCCCAUCUGCUUCUCGCUUGCUUGCCCCUCUCUCUUCCUCGCCCUCUCUGUCUUGUACACUCUCUUUAUCUCACUUCAUUUUUUCUCUAUUUUUGUUGUUUGUUUCUAUCUCUCUUAUUAGCCACUCCCUCACUCCCUCACUCUCUCUCUCUCUCUCUCAAACUCUAUCUCUGUCUUCUGCAGUUUCUUUUUCUUUUUCACUCUCUUAUUGUUUCCUUCUUUCUUAUCUCCCUUCCCCCUCUCUCUGCCCUCUGUAUUCUCUAUAACUUAAUUUACUCUAAUGUUGACUUCUCUCUACUUUUCUGUCAUCCUUUCUCUUUCUAUGUCUCACUCUCUUUCUCUCUCACCUCUUACCUUCUCUCGAGCUUACUGUCUCUCUCUAUCUUAUUGACACCUCUCUCUAUUAUUGUCAUUUCUCAAUGUUAUUGUCUGCCUCCCCCUCUCUCUCUCUUUCCGUCCUAUUGUCUCCUUUCUCAGUUAUUUGCUUUCUUAUUGUCUCAUUUUUAA
Acanthosepion pharaonis is the source of this 1197-nucleotide messenger RNA. Lineage: Eukaryota; Metazoa; Mollusca; Cephalopoda; Sepiida; Sepiidae. The record is from the annotation of a GenBank genome assembly.